Messenger RNA from Pygocentrus nattereri (red-bellied piranha), 4104 nucleotides. It is a transcript of the gene crmp1, whose product is annotated as collapsin response mediator protein 1. The transcript is spliced from 14 exons. The coding region runs from base 52 to 1980 and encodes 642 amino acids. Gene Ontology annotation, cellular component: cytosol; cytoplasm. The record is from RefSeq and is a predicted model, not a curated record. NCBI's taxonomy places the organism in Eukaryota, Metazoa, Chordata, Actinopteri, Characiformes, Serrasalmidae. Gene Ontology annotation, molecular function: hydrolase activity, acting on carbon-nitrogen (but not peptide) bonds, in cyclic amides.
UGUCCGGUCGCUGCAGUGGAGCGGACUGAGCGGUGCGCGCGAGCUGCGGUGAUGUCGGGCUGUCGGCUGUGGAACCGCGAGCACGAGCUGCCGGUUUAUCUGGCUAAUCCCGUCACCUCCCACCAGCACAAAUCCGCCGGCACGCGCUGCGCCGCCGAGGGGGCGCGAGACUCCAGCAACUGCAGCUCGAGCUCAGCCAGCAGAGACAGGAGCCGCGAGCGCGAGCCGAGCGGGGAUGAGUCCACACGCGCGCGCAGUCACCAUGCCUGCACAGAGGAGGCGCGCGACAACAACGGGCAGAGUGAGCGGCUGCUGAUUAAAGGAGGACGAGUGGUGAACGAUGACCAGUCGUUUUAUGCUGAUGUUUAUGUGGAGGACGGAGUCAUCAAACAGGUUGGAGAGAACCUUGUCGUCCCUGGUGGGGUGAGGGUGGUGGAGGCAGAGGGUCGCAUGGUCAUCCCCGGCGGCAUCGACACCAACACCUGCCUGAACAAGGCUUACCUGGAUAGCCCACCUGUGGAUGACUUUUACCAGGGAACCAAAGCAGCACUGGCUGGAGGAACCACGAUGAUCAUUGAUCAUGUGACCCCUCAGCCUGGAACCAGUCUUCUGCAGGUGUUCGAGCAGUGGCAAGAAGUAGCGGACAGGAAGUGCUGCUGUGAUUACUCUCUGCAUGUGGACAUCCCUCAGUGGGACGAGGGUGUGAAGGAUGAGCUGGAGGUGCUGGUCCAGGAAAAAGGAAUCAACUCAUUCCAGGUGUACAUGGCCUACAAAGACUUAUUCCAAAUGACGGACACUCAGCUCUAUGAGGCUUUUUCUUUCCUGAGCAAUUUGGGUGCGGUGGUGUUGGUACAUGCGGAGAAUGGAGACCUAAUAGCACAGGAGCAAAAGAAGAUUUUGGAGAUGGGCAUCACUGGGCCAGAGGGUCACCCACUUAGCCGCCCAGAGGAACUGGAGGCAGAGGCUGUGUUUCGGGCCAUCACCAUCGGCAACCGGGUCAACUGCCCUGUCUACAUCACCCGUGUGAUGAGCAAGAGUGCAGCCGACACACUAACCCAGGCACGCAGGAAAGGCUGUGUGGUGUUUGGAGAGCCGCUUACGGCAAGUUUGGCCACUGAUGGCUCGCAUUACUGGAACCGGAACUGGGCAAAGGCGGCGGCAUGUGUGACCUCACCGCCUCUCAGCCCGGACCCCACCACCCCCCAACACCUGCACACACUGCUCGCAUGUGGUGAUCUGCAGGUGGUGGGCAGCGGUCACUGUGCAUACAGCACUGCUCAGAAGGCCAUCGGGAAAGAUAACUUCACCUUGAUUCCUGAAGGAACUAACGGAUUGGAGGAGCGCAUGGGCUUUGUCUGGGACCGAGCCGCGGCUUUGGGGAAAAUGGAUGAGAAUCAGUUUGUGGCUGUUACGAGCACCAACGCUGCAAAAAUAUUCAACCUCUACCCCCGCAAGGGCCGGAUCGCCGUCGGGUCAGACGCAGAUAUCGUCAUUUGGGAUCCAGAUCGGAUCAAAACCAUCACCGCCAAACUCCAGCAAUCUGCUCUGGAGUAUAAUAUUUUUGAGGGGAUGGAGUGUAGAGGUGUCCCAGUGUUGGUGGUCAGUCAAGGCCGGGUGGUGUAUGAGGAUGAUAAACUAAAUGUCCAGCAGGGAACUGGACGCUUCAUCCCAAGGAAACCGUUCCCGGACCAUGCCUACCAGCGCAUCAACACCCGAAACAAGGUGAUUGGCAGACAGGCCGUGUCUCGAGGUGUGUAUGAUGGUCCUGUGUACGAUGUGCCGUCCACACCCAAAUACAUAACCCCCGCCCCCUCCGCCAAGACCUCGCCUACCACCCAGCAGCCUCCACCAAUCAGAAACCUGCACCAGUCCAACUUCAGCUUGUCAGGAGCGCAAGUGGAUGAUAACGUUCCCCGACGUUCCGGCCAUCGUAUCAUAGCACCCCCUGGUGGCCGUUCCAACAUCACCAGCCUCGGCUGAGUCUGAGGCCUUAAAUGACACAGUCUCUCGUUCCGAAUGUGUUUUCUGUUCACCUUUAAAUUGUGUACAAUCCUCUGCAGCACAAUCACUGUGUAGAUCAUCAUCAUCGCGGAAAUGGAGACGUUCCUGUCCAUGUGGUUUGAUGUAUAAAGUGUUAUAUAGUGUCUAAUAACGAUCCUAAAGCCGUGGAGAACCCGGCAGCCUGCUGUUACUGAUGUUUCUACAAACUGGUGCUCCCUCUAGUGGACAACUGCACAAUUAGCGGUCACACUACAGGACAUUUUUUUUAUUGAUUCAUUUAUUUAUUCAUUAAUUUAUUCAUAAGAUAAAGGGUAGAGAAGCCCAUUUCAGCUUGUGGAGGAGUAAACAAAGCAUUCUCUGUUGAAAUAUUGAUCUCAAAACAGUGACUUAUCUAUGAGUUUCUCUCCUCUAGCUUGCUGGAGUGGGUUCCAUAUGAAGGAGUAAAUAUUAUUGAGUGCAGUUUUUUAAUGUCCAUGACCUUCUGGUCAUUUUCACUCAGUGAAACUUUCACCCACUGUGUUCUCUGUGCACUGAAAUAUUCUGCAAUAUUAAUAUUACUUAUUAAUCAGAAUUAUAAUGGAUAAUUAUAGAUAAUACUUAAUGUCAGAGCAAGUCUUAGUGUGGUUGGAGCUGGCAAUGCACUGCAUGAAUCCACGUUUAGAUGGCGAAUUCUUCCUGCCGAUAUAUUUCUGCAUUAAUUCACUCAGCAAUCUGUUCAUAUUCUGAUUUGAUGGUCGUGUGGUGAGUUCAGUAUUGUUAGUGUUGUUCAGUAGAGUUGCACUAACUGUGCAACUGUGGAUGUGUACUGUAAUGGAAACAGCGCCCCCUUCCUGUUAAACGCUCCACUUCUUAUUAAACACUCGGCACUUCCCGACUAGAUUCUAUUCCUUUUCUACUUUAACUGUAUUUACCUUGAAUCGGUUUCGCAUUCAUACACCAUCGUACGUCACCACAGGUCUAGACCAGCCGUUCUUAAAUCAGAACGCCCUAAAGCUAAUGCUAACUCUACUUUAAUAGAAUUCACAUCAGACUGCUGUGUAAAUGUCAGUGGUGAAGAGUUUGGUCUUCAGUUUAGGCCAGAAACGUCAGCCCAUCCUCGAAUUUCUACUAGCACCCUAGUGGGAUUUUAGUCAUAUGUUAGCAUUAAGCUAAUAACAAUUCACGUCAUAUUCUGGCCUAGACUAAUCGUAAACAAUUAAAGCUUGUAAAAGUAACUUUAUGUUUUAUCUUAAGUGUGUAAAAGAUGUUAUCAUAUAUCUGACCUUGUUUGUAUAAGUUUUACAGUGACUUUUUCAGUAGAGCGUCCUGAUAUAGAACCGCUGCCACUGUUUUGCAUUCCUAACAACCACCCGAAACACCACUUAGACUAUGCCUCAUAUUAACAGUCUAUCUAGAACCCCCAGAAAUACUAGUGAUUUUUUUUUUUUUUUUUUUUUUUUUAGUUUUGCCAAAGCUUAAUUGGCUGAUUUGCUUCUUAAUUGUGUUGGUUCUUAGCCCAAGUCCUUCCGUCCAGCUCCUGAAGUCCUAACCAAUAGGAGAGCUUGCUUGGCUGAAUGCACCUCGAUACCACCGAGAAAACUGUCCAGAUUGGAUCAUCAAGAUUUUAACCAUUUUAUUUAGGUCCAGAAUGUAAUGUUGAAACGAAAGCAUUACUGCACAAUUCAAACUUUAUUGAGGUGCCAUAGAAGAACCUCUUUAGGUUCUUUCAAAACCCUUGCAAUAGAAGGAUCUUUAAAGAACCGUCUUUGUUCAUGAGCUGUGCUAGUCUGACAAACCUGUUUCGAGUUUAGAUAAUCGCCACGUAAUGCAUACGUUCUAAAAGGUUCUUUGAACUGUAUGCCUGAGCCAAGAACCUUCACACUUAUGGUUCCUACAGAGUUUAUCCCUCAGCUUGAUACUGAGAGAAAUGUUCUGCUUUGACCCAGAACAGAAUUUGGUCAUGUUCACCACUUCUUUAUAUUCAGUGUAACUCCAGGAUGGUUUCUAGAAUAAUGUAAUAAAGGAAAUAUUGGUGUGGUAUUGAUCAUGUGAUGGCGCUGUUUGUGUUAAUACUGUGAGUGUUGGAGUUCUGCACUGAUCUGAUAAUAAAACAGUAUUAAAAUA